CGAGAAACUCCUGAAGAGGUUCUCAAGAUUCUACAGUUAAAGGGUGCGAUUUUUGAUGAUAAUCCCUUGCUUCAGCAGUGGUUCAGAUACACAGAAAUGUACAGGGCCAAGAUGGGUAACAAGGCGUUUACUGAAUCGCAAAUACUGCAGUUUUUGCUUGAUGCUCAACCGCUCGCAAAGCAACCUGGAAAACUCUUCGAGUCGCUUAAGGAAGUCCCGGAUUUGAAAAACAUCGCUGGAAAUUUACAGAGCUAUCUCUUUCAGAAAAUUAUACUUGUCAAGGAAGAAAGCUCCAAGAGCUACGGAGACAGUUUGAUGAAGCCUUACGACUCCUGGGAAUCACUGUUAAAGUUGCCGAAGUCCGGAAUGUUUAUACGGCGCAGUAUGCAGAAACUCAAAAAGUAAAGAAGAUUCUAGACGGCGUUGCGCCUGAAACAUCACCGUAAAAUAUUCGCUAGAAGAUCCAUCAGUGGUGCAACUAAAUGGCCACCUUCUCAUGUAAAUUGGAAGCCUCAAUCGGUUCCAUGUACUUAAGUAUCUGGUCUCCGGGCUGAUAGGUGAUUUAUAAUAAGUUGGAUGGCAGCCAGUGCUGAUACGAACCUCCAAAAUAUGCAGACUUACAUUAAAGUUUCAACUUUGGGAGCUCACACUAUGCAGUAUGCAGCUCGCUACGGUGAUACGACCUGUUCACCGACACGGACGCGAACGCUGCAAUCUCGACCGCAACGAUGGUCCGAACUCUGUUAGAAGCAAUGAGCUGCUAGCUAGAAUAUGACAUCAAAGAGCACACAAUAAAUUGUAGAUAAAGUUGUUGCUCGAACUCAUUGUCGUGUACUUGUAACUACGGAACAGUAAAUAAUAAGAUACUGUGUGAGUGGUGGUAAGCCCCAAUCCAAAACA
Messenger RNA from Phytophthora nicotianae INRA-310, 900 nucleotides. RefSeq lists its product as hypothetical. The transcript has a single exon. The record is from RefSeq and is a predicted model, not a curated record. The coding region runs from base 97 to 405 and encodes 102 amino acids. Lineage: Eukaryota; Oomycota; Peronosporomycetes; Peronosporales; Peronosporaceae.